GGCAGCACAAUACAUCUUUUCUAUUCAUAGACCCUUCGCGCAUCAUAGAUAAUUUAAUUCAAAUAUCUAAUAUAAAUUUAAAUUAAAAUUUUGGUUAUUGCAUGUUCUGUACGAUAUAUUUAUAACUUAUUAACAUUAUUUAAAGAAUGUGAACAAAAUCUGUAAUAAUAUUAUCUUCAUCGUAUGGAUUGUCGAUGAGACAUUCCAAAUCAAAGAAAAGAAAAACAAUUUGACAUUGUAUGAAGAUUGUGUGAUCUCAGAGCAGUUGCUCUCCAAUCGUUGCUGGAAAAGUACACAGCGAUAGCUAGGUCAAUGACAUAUGUAACAACAGUAGAUGAGAUCUCGGACAGACUGAUUCAUUUUAAUUUCUAACUUGAAUCGAGAUGCCUGAACAAAACUCAAGCGACCAAUAUUCAACAUGGGUUGGUCUUAUAUAUAUUUUCAACCUGAUUGUUGGUACAGGAGCUUUAACAUUGCCCGCAGUUUUCAGCAAAGCAGGAUGGGCUCUGGGAUUAAGUAUUAUUUUAAUAUUAGCUUUUAUAAGCUUUAUUACAGUAACAUUUGUUAUUGAAGUAAUGGCAUCUGCCAAUGCUAUAGUAACUUGGCGGCAUAUUCAACAUCGAAAACGAGUAUGUUUUUCUCAAGAUUCAUCUUUCAACGAGUCAGAAUCUGAGGUACUUCAAACCUUAGGAGAGUCUGGUCCUUCAAAUUCGGACUCUGAAGAUACACCACUUGUUACACCAUUUUCAAUUAGUCCUGAUCAAACGGACAUGACUUACAGAUAUUAUGUGAUUCGUGAUAAAAUAGAAAUGGGUCAGAUGGCGUCAAUUUUUUUUAAUAAGUUUGGUACAGCCUUGUUUUAUCUGUGUUUUGCUAUUUACCUUUAUGGAGACUUGAGUAUUUAUGGAGCAGCUGUUGCAAAAACCCUGGCUAAUGUUGCUUGCACUUAUCAACCAAUAAAUAUAACAUGCAAUGACACAAUACCAGAUACUGAACUUUGUUGGCAAACAUUUGCUUUGAAUCGACUUGACGCGUAUAGGAUAUUUCUUACUACAUUUGUUCUGUUAUUGGGUCCUUUUGUGUUCGUUAAUGUUCAGAAGACAAAAUAUCUCCAACUAUUAACAUCAACGAUGCGAUGGCUUGCAUUUACUAUCAUGAUUGUAUACGCUUUAAAAAAUCUAAUUAUUCAUGGCGCACAAGGAAAUCCUUCAGCAGCAAAUAUUGUUGGUAUACCUAGUUUAUUUGGUGCCUGUAUUUACUCUUUUAUGUGUCAUCAUUCUUUACCAGCUUUGGUGGCUCCAAUUGCAAAUAAGACUACUUUAAAUCGAUUUUUAGCAUUGGAUUACUUUAUAAUAGCGUGUUUUUAUCUUCUGUUGGCAUUAACGGGAACAUUCGCUUUUGAACAUUUAGAUGAUCUUUACACAUUAGAUUUUAGUCCCCGUGGAUCUGGAGACUGCUCCAAAAGUACCAAUAUUUGUAUCAUUCUUAUAGAAUAUUUUUUGGCGCUAUUUCCAGUAUUUACUUUGAGUACUAGCUUUCCCAUUAUAGCUAUUACUCUGAGAAAUAAUCUACAAUCUUUGUUCCUCAGUGAGGACACAUCAUAUUUGUGUCUUCGUAAAGUGGUCUUCCCAAUACUAGCAGUACUGCCACCAUAUUUAAUUGCAAUGAGCACCAAAGAUUUAUCAAUAUUAGUUGGAAUCACUGGGUCUUACGCUGGAGCUGGAAUUCAGUAUUUGAUCCCAACAUUUUUGGUAUAUUAUGCCAGGCAGAAAACAAACAAAGUUAUAGGUCUCGGUGUUGUAAAUAAAUUUGCAAGUCCUUUCUCUAGUAAUUGUUGGCUCGUUUUUGUUAUAAUUUGGGCCAUUGCUUGCAUGAUUUUAGUAUCUGUCAAUUUUAUGCAAAUACAUUUGCAGUAUACAGGUAUAAAUUUAUAAUGAAAAGUUGCAAAGUAUGAAAUCAAAAACGUAAAAACAAAAAAGGAUUACAUAAUGGUGCAGGAUUAGUUUUUCUCUUAGUUUUGAAAAUCUAGUACCUUUGAAAAGUGGAUUGUUUACAGUACAUACAUAAUUAAAAUUAUGAUAUUAUAUUGAUAUAUCAUGAAAAAAAUAUGUUUUUAAACAAUUAUAUCAUAUUUCCUUUUUAAAAUAAGGGAUAAAUUAUUUUGAAGAAUAUAUUAAUAUAGAUGAAUGAAUGUAGUUUGUGGUAAUAUAUAUGUUAAUUUUAUUUUCAGUAUUCUUAGCACCAUUAGAAAUUAUCCUUUUUUCAUAUAAAAAAUAUAAUAAUAACAACAACAACAACAAUAAUAAUAAUAAUAAUAUGAAUAAUACUGUAGCACAAUGUGUCACAGUAAACUGACAAUACACUGGUGUAAGUCGGGAUUAACUAUAGGUACAAGCCAAAUGAAUAAGCUUAAUUUAAGUUAAUUUUUGUAUCAUAUAUCUUUUAUCUUUUCUAUAUUUUUUAUUUUGUAUAUAUUGUUAUUGAUGCAGGUUUUACUGUAUAGAAAAUGUCUUUCAAAUAAGUAAUCUUUGGUGGCCAACACUAAUGUUCUAUCAACUAUUAGUCGGUAUGAAGGUUAAGAGAAUAAGUUUGUAAUUAAUAUGUAUACUUAGUGUCAAAAAAAAAUGAGGAUGGCCUAUUUAGCGCUUCUCAUUAAAACAAAAAAACGAAUUCAGUUCUGUGAUUUUCUAAUAUUUAUGUUUAGUUUAUAUGGCGCACAAAAAAAUAUAUGAAAUGAAUAUUAUUAGUCAAAUAAAUAUAAUUUGAAUAUUGCAAAACAUAUUUUGAUACAUGGUAUGUGUAAAACUGCCAACAAAGUAUUCACAAUAUGCCUCUCAUACCGUGUACCUGUACAAGUAUAGUAUACAGUAAAUAAGAUGUGUAUACAUAUAUUUUCUAAAAAUAGACGAAUAAAGAUAAAUAAAUAAUUAUAUAAGCUUAUUUUAAUUUAUUUUUAUACGUAUAUACAUAUUUCUGUUUAUUUAUAUUUAUAUAUUAUGUUUACUUAGAUGUGCUGUCAAUUGUUAACACAAAUAGAUUUCUUUGUCAUACUCUAACAACAUAAAGUGGUAUAGUAAAACUAUUUAAUUAUUUGUAUGAAGUCUUUCAACUUCAUUGAAAAUUGUUACUAAAUAUAUGAAAUUCAUUCACAUGUUCAUGAAGUUGUAAACUACCAUACAAAUAACUAUUCAACCGUUCUUCUAUAAUAUAUUUUUUAUAACAGAAUACUUAAAUAUAUAUUUGAAAACCGAUGAAAUAAUUUGAUAUAUAAAAAGAAGUACUCUUUUAUGUGUCUUUUAUAUUAUAUAAUAACUUGUUCCGAGUAAAUGAAUUAGAAUAAAUACACUAUGGGUUAGAAAAAAUUAAAAGAAACUGUUCAGCAAGGUACUUAUAGAAAUUUAUGUAAAUUAAUAUUCUGGUUUUAUAAAUUUCCACUUGUAAACAAUUAGGUACAUUUAAAGAUGAAAAUGAUACAAUGUAUACAGUGAACAUGUGCAAUUAAUAUUAAUUUAAAAAUUGUUUUGUAAAAAAAGAAAUGUUGAAAACACUGUAUAGAUGAACAUUCUAAAGUGAACACACGUGUAUUAUUAAUUGACCAAGAAAUAUAAUGAAUAUGUAAUAAAUAUUUUUAUAAUCCUUAUAUCAAAUAUUUGAUUUAGUUUGUUGAUGUCAGAUUAGAUUUUGUUUUCAGAUUAAGGCUCAUAAAAUCUGUACCAAGCUGUAAAAUGGCACCUUAUUAAUUGUAUUUAACAAAUAUGUUUAUGUGAUGGAAAGCUUUCUUUUUUGUUUGGAGAUAUUAAAGCUAGGCUGCUUGUACUACUCCACUCUCAUUUGGUCAUCAGUCUUUAAUUGUACUACAGGUUUUCAAUUAGAACUCGUUACGGUCAUAUGAGUUCUAUCUAAUUAUUUAAUAGAAUAUUUAUUUCGUAGGAGCUGUUGUAAAACAUUGAAUAUUAGAAUGUAUCUUUUUGAUUUUUAUUUAUAAUCAACUUUAACCUGGCAGGUAACUUAAGAUCAGCAUUUGU
This is a messenger RNA of Nomia melanderi (Alkali bee), 4025 nucleotides long. Its product is annotated as transmembrane protein 104 homolog. Lineage: Eukaryota; Metazoa; Arthropoda; Insecta; Hymenoptera; Halictidae. The record is from RefSeq and is a predicted model, not a curated record.